AUGUUUUUGGAAUCCCUCAGGAGGCUACGUUACGAGUCUACCGCAGUGGAGAGACGGUCUGAUUUGGUUCAACAAAGUGAUGAGGAAGAUGUUCAUCAGCUCUGCUUGGAGUCCUUCUCCGCUCAAUUAGCCUGCAAGCCCCACACUCUCCAGCUUCAGAGAUUGCGUUUGAUCUACUGCCUCGAUUCCUGGGGAUUCUGCGAGAGUGUGGUUUCCCAGGGGUUUAAGGUUCUUGAGAAGCCUAGACCAUCCCCAUCGGGAGAGGCGUUGCAGGUUGUUUUGGCUGAAUGCAAGCUGAAAGCUAAGAUUGUUGAUAUCUGCGAGAAAGGAGACGCCUUUAUCAAAGAUGGUAAUGACUUCCCUGGUGGAGCUGAAAGUUUUGAGCUUUUAUCAAGAUUCUGCUACAACAACUGUGAAUGGACUGUGAUGCCUUAA
Messenger RNA from Eruca vesicaria subsp. sativa (arugula), 435 nucleotides. The record is from the annotation of a GenBank genome assembly. Lineage: Eukaryota; Viridiplantae; Streptophyta; Magnoliopsida; Brassicales; Brassicaceae.